This is a messenger RNA of Ornithorhynchus anatinus (platypus), 2921 nucleotides long. It is a transcript of the gene TXNDC11, whose product is annotated as thioredoxin domain containing 11. The coding region runs from base 5 to 2806 and encodes 933 amino acids. NCBI's taxonomy places the organism in Eukaryota, Metazoa, Chordata, Mammalia, Monotremata, Ornithorhynchidae. The transcript is spliced from 12 exons. The record is from RefSeq and is a predicted model, not a curated record.
CGUUAUGUGGCGGGGGCGGCGGGGGAGGCGGCUCGUGCGCGGGCCCGUCCUCCCCGUCGGCCUCCCCGUCGGCCUCCCCGUCGGCCUCGUCCUCGUUCCCGCCGGCCUGGUCGUCGUCGUCGUCGUCGUCGUCGUCCCCGCCGCGGCUGCCGUUGGGCCCGGUGAGGCGGCGUCUGCGCGGCGCGUCCCUGAUGGCCCGGCGCAGGCCCGAGCUGCUGUGCGGGGCGGUGGCGCUGGGCUGCGCCCUCCUCCUGGCCCUCAAGUUCACCUGCAGGGACAACUGGACUAUGCAGAACACAUUCGUCAAGACUCAGAAGUGGUACUGUUGUUUUUCUAUGCACCGUGGUGUGGGCAGUCGAUUGCCGCAAAGGGAGAAAUUGAACAAGUAGCAAGUAGACUUGCAGAUCAGGUGCUGUUUGUGGCAGUUAACUGUUGGUGGAACCAGGGGAAAUGCAGAAAGCAGAAACACUUUUUUUACUUUCCUGUUAUAUAUUUGUAUCAUCGAAGUUUUGGACCAAUCGAAUAUAAAGGCCCCAUGAGUGCUGUUUACAUUGAGAAGUUUGUUCGGCGGGUGAUGACACCACUUCUCUACAUCCCAUCUCGAUCAGAAUUGCUAGAUUUUCUCUCAAAUUAUGAGCCUGGAGUUCUAGGAUAUUUUGAAUUCAGUGGGUCACCUCAGCCUCCUGGUUAUUUGACAUUCUUCACCUCUGCAUUGCAUUCAUUAAAAAAAGAUCACCUCGGAACAGUGCACUUUGGUGUAAUCACAGAUAAACACCUGGCAAAGCAAGUCUCCAUGGUGCACUCUGGAAGUGUAUAUUUGCAUAGAAAUUUUAAUACAUCACUUAUGUAUCCCAGGGAUGUCUUGAAUUACACAGCAGAAAAUAUAUGUAAAUGGGCCUUUGAAAAUCAAGAGAUACUUCUACGCUGGCUGCGACCACACGGAGGCAAAAGUCUUCUCUUGAAUAAUGAACUGAAGAAAGGACCAGCACUUUUUUUAUUCAUACCUUUCAAUCCUUUAGCUGAAAGUCACCCUCUGUUAGAUGAGAUUACCGAAGUGGCCUUGGACUACAAUAACUGUAAUAAAAGCCAGACAGUCGAAGUACUCCUUCAGCACCUGAGACACUCUGAGACACCAACGUUUGAGUCUCUUGGACCAGACCCGCCGACACCAUUAACAGGAUCAUUUUCCAUCUCUGAGUCCCCGUGCUGCAACACUGUGGUCCUUCCACAGUGGCAUAGCAUCUCCAGAACCCACAAUGUCUGUGAGCUCUGUGUCAACCAGACGUUUGGGAUCAAACCAAGUGAAGUCAGCGUGCCACAGUGCAGCUUUUUUGACAUAGCAGCAGCUUUGGAUUCUUUCUACCUCAAGGAGCGCACCUUCUAUCAAGUAGCGUCGAAUAACAUUGAAUGCAGUAAUUUUCUAAGUUUCUAUAGUCCUUUUAGCUACUACACUGCAUGUUGCAGGACCGUAAGAAGGGGUUGGAGUUUCGUUAAUUCAGAAGAGGCCAUCUUUCAGACCCCAAACGUAGCAUUUUCUUCCCAUGAGAAGAAAGAUGAGGUCGAUCCCCCAAAUUCUGUUCCUCACAUUGAGGAGAGCAGAUCUUUUCCUCACGAACCCGUCAACGGCACAGAUAUUUCGGGCCUGUUCUGCAGGACCAAUAAGACCCUGAACCUCUAUCUCUUGGAUUCCAAUUUGUUCUGGAUAUAUGCAGAGAGGCUGGGGGCAUCCAGCUCUACUCCUGUGAAGGAAUUUGCCGUUAUCAUUGACCUGAAAGAAGAAUCUCAUUACAUCUUGGACCCAGGCCAGGCUCUCGUAAAGCCUAUUCUAGAAACUUUUAUUCAAAACUACAGCAUUCUCUACAGUCCAUUGAAAAGGCACCUUAUUGGUGAUGCUUCUACCCAUUUUCCUUCCUGGAAUUUAAUCUCUGAAGUGACAACUGAAACCUUUUGGGAAGUAGUCUUCAAAAAAAAGGAUGUUUUGCUGCUCUAUUAUGCACAAUGGUGUGGUUUCUGUGCAUCCCUUAAUCAUAUUUUUAUCCAACUUGCUCGACUCCUGCCUCCAGAUAAAUUUACUGUGGCGAGGAUUGAUGUAACUCGAAAUGAUCUUCCCUGGGAAUUUAUGGUUGACAGCCUCCCUACCGUCAUGUUUUAUCCUCGUAACAGGAAGGACCGAAGCGUGAAGUUUCCUGAGGAUCUUCCCAUCACGCUUCCUAAUCUCCUGCAGUUCAUUUUACGUUAUGCCGACCCCCCCUCUGCUGCAGCUAGUCCAGCAGACUCCUGUACCAAAGAAUGUCUUCAGAACGAGGCAGUAUUACAGCAGAAACACAGAUCCCACCUGGAGAAAGAGAUCCAGAAGUUAAGAGCGGAAAUCAGCGCUCUACACCAAGCUCAGGAUCGAGUGGAGUCUCAGCUCUCGGAGGCCAGGAGAGAUGGACACCGAUUAGAGAAGCAGAAGCAGACGCUGGAGAAGCAGCACGGCACCCUUCAGCUCCACAGCGAACAGUUACAGACCUUGUAUGAUCAGAAAACCAGAGAGCUCGAGGAGAUGGCAGGGAAGCUUCAAGAACUAGCAGAUGCGUCCGAAAAUCUUUUAACCGAAAACGCGUUGCUUAAAAUCCUGGUAGCCACCAUGGAAGGAAAACUAGAAAAUAAAGAUGAAGCUGAGAAAUCCACUUCCCUGGAGGAUACCCUUUCUUCCGAAGAAGUCGGACCAAGCCGAGACGACGCGCCCAACGACAGAACGCCCGUAACUCACGUUAGUUCCUUAAUGACUUCGGAAGAGACCAGUGAAAAUAGGACAGAUUGAUUGUUGAAGUUACUUGCCGAAAUCAGACGCGACCCAGUUGUGGAGUGGGAGGAUAUUUAUGCAAAUUUUAUUGAAAUUAAUUGUAAAUAAAGACUUUUCUCAAUGGUCUAGAAAA